Messenger RNA from Fusarium odoratissimum NRRL 54006, 5435 nucleotides. RefSeq lists its product as uncharacterized. The record is from RefSeq and is a predicted model, not a curated record. The transcript has a single exon. NCBI's taxonomy places the organism in Eukaryota, Fungi, Ascomycota, Sordariomycetes, Hypocreales, Nectriaceae. The coding region runs from base 102 to 455 and encodes 117 amino acids.
GCAAAAUGGAGUCGAUGCUCAGCCAUUUGAUUUUAUUGAGGCCUCGGCGAAUUCCUCUUACAGUGGAGUCUAGAGCCUGCGCCUCCAAUUGACCCGAGCUGAUGGUAAGAAACAUCACCCGAAGGAGGCUUUGCAAUAAUUUUCAAUUUUGGAUCGGAUUCACGAGCAACAGACCACCUGGAGGGCAUGGCACCACCAUUUUCCAUGGAUCAAUCGCCGGCGAGCUCAUCCGGAAACAUGGUGGACAGAGAAGCAAAUUACAGAGCGCCAUAUGGCAAACAAUUUCACACAGGAUAUCAUUUGCAUAUUCGUUGACACCACAAAGCUUGGGCCUGUGGCUGCUGCACAUCAUUGACGCGCAAGAAGGGGUUCUGGGGAAGUUGAGGUUGGGGUGUAGCAUCACAUCAAUUCCAGAGCUUAAUACUCCGUACCAACGGCGCAUUUGUGUCGAAUAAAUGGAAAAUCUCAACGGCGGUUUCAAGAAGACAGACAACACUCACUGUCAAUGCCUAACCACCAAUGUCAACGGGCAACACAAUUUCGCGGGACUUCUCCCCGGUUCAUCAAAGCGUUGAACUAGGUAUCAAGGCGCCGUUGUUUGCUGGCGUCCGCGGCAUUCGCAGGUCGGCUUUAUUGAUGGCCCAGAGCCAAAAUUCAGCACUUGGUUACAUGCGUGUUUCUUCUCAUAUGUCCAUGGGUACCUCGCGGUCCAAGACCCAUUGAUUCAUAGAAGGAUACACAAGCACCAUUACGCAAUGAUAUGCUGUGGUAGUCGGCAGUAUUGCGCUCUGGGAAUGGUGUACUGACAAUGCGAUUGAUUGCGAAAUACGUACAUGAUUUCGGUGCAAAGUUUAAUCUGUCGCCCAACUUGGAGGCUUGGACCAACAAACGCCAUAGCCUCAGGGGAUCAGCUGUGCCUGGCAAUCAGUGGAGAAUCGAGCCAGGCAUGGCGAAUCUUGGCGAUUUGGUUUCGAAACGACACUCUUCCACUAAUUUCAACGCGACCAUACAAACUGCCGACUGUAUCGUUUAUAUUGAAGCAGAUUGUUGGGUAUAAUUGAAGCUCCCCUGACCAUGCUCCAGACGCCCGAACCUUCGGCGAGUUUGAAAGUUAUUGAAACACACAUCAAUUCUCAGUGUUUUUGCAAAUCACCACGGAUGAUUGGGAUGCCACUCUUGGUGGGCAUACCUUGCUUGGAACAUCCAGGGACCAAGAAACCCUACCUCACAUCCCUAGGGUCGUCGGGUUUUUGGCCUGUUCGUUUAGAUACUCAGCCUUCUAGAAUCCUUCUUAUGGGCCCCUGACUCGAGAUCCCUGACAGCUAUAGCUUUGACAUCUUUCGGCGUCGCUGCUGACUGUUAGUCUUGAGGCGUGUGCUACAGAUUAAUGUCUAUUGACACCAGUGGCUGGGAAUUUGGCUGAGCGUGAUCUGUUGGUCAGCAUAGUUUGAUUGUCUUCAUUACACAGGCCCCAGCAGCCCGGUGGUAUUCUCUAUACGGAACAGCAACUAAGAUGCGUCAGAGGCUGUUGUAGUACAGGCUAUAUGUUGUGUAGCUACAGAGCUUUAUCAACUAUGACCAGUCAACAUGUUGCAUCGCAUGAAGGCCACCAAAUACCUCAGCAUGGAACCAAUGGUAGAGGUUCGGUCGCGACACUGCAAGGUGUCAUUGGCAAGCGGGCUGUUUGCCAUUUCUGACAGUUAUCACAUAUCAUACUGUCUGACAGCUUGGUUGCUGUCUGAAAAUGUAUCGUGCCGCUCAGAAACCACUGGCUGGUUCAUGCAUGCUUUGUAACCAAAGCGGUUGAAUUCAAUGCCAUGGCAAUUCGCCUAGUUCAAGACACCAUCAUCUAGAUUGUCUUGUUUUCUAUUGAUAGUCAAGACCAUCACACAACCCUCGUGUGCUGGCAAAUAUCAACUCCACAUCUCAAACAUAUUGGGGAUAUUUGCGACUUCAGCCUUGCCGAUCUCACCACACCAAUGUCUAGGCACCUACGGCACAGCAUAUGAGAUGUAUGUGCCCAAUUGUCGGGUCAGCUGGCUGUGUGCUGUAUGUAGGCUGACGAGUGCAACCUUGGAACCCUUAAGACGAUGAACAGUAAUCCUAGGGUACCCCUCGAGCCGCUGCUUUGCAUCUCAUUUGCUGUAAAAGUUGUGUUGGUGGUUGUGUUGGCAAAACCACUGAUGGGUGCUGCCAUAUGUGAGCCCUGAUCAACCAUUUGUAUGGUCUUUUGUUGAAGGUUGUGUCUGGAAUCGCUAGCCCUGGCUCGGGCCGGCCCCAUGGGUCGUCUUACAUAGGUGACCAGUCACUUUGUUGGCAAAGGUGGUCACCCUACUUUGAAGUAUCAGUUCGGGCUGGACUGUGUGGGAGUUUGCGAAGCCAGCACCUCGCAUGCCGUUCCUGGUGAGUUGCAGACGCUGCGGCAUGACAAACAUAGACAAGAUCGGAAGGGCGUGGCGCGGCAUCGUGGCCAUGGUAUGGUGCACUCGAUAUCAACAUCGCGUGAGAGGCCAUAGUGUGGUUCAUAUCCAGCAUCACGUAUAGAUGCAACGACCCUCUAUGCAUGUGCUUUUUGAGGGAUAAAUGUCUGGUGCUGCAUAGGCCGCCUUUUCAUCAUGAGACCAAUGAUGCAUAAAGUACCAAUUCACAGAGCCAUGGCGUCGAGCUCAAGGAUGCUGACUGGAUAUCAUAAUUCAUGGUGGUACUGGAAACACCUCGUGCGAGGAGAAAUGAUAUCAAUUUGACCCUCUGUCAGCUGAGUCUACCUCUGUUUGUCUCCCUUUGACGAGAUGCAGGUGAGUUAUCGCCGACAUGGCUCGGCAAUAUUCACAAGUCAUCAGUCAGGCGUCAUGCUUGGUGAUGCAAUUGAGCACAUGUCGUUGGAAUGGUUAAUCAGCCUCACCACCACAGAUAGUCAUUCUGACUGUGCUGGCAUGCCACGUCAACUCCCUCAACAGGCAACUGUUGAAGACCGUCUAUUCGAGACUAGUUUGGCAACUUUUCGACGGUCCGACACUAAUUGAACCUAACGCAGAAUGGGCUCUGUUUCGCAAUGAUAGGCACAGCAGCGUAGGAGUUGAUCCCAUGAGUCAGAUAGUGCAGGAUCAACCCCUAUCUAUUUGUUGUACAGUAGAGUUCACUAUUCAUGAGGAUUCGGCAUUUACUUUGUUUGACAACAGGGCUGAUGCAUUGAAUUAAUCUCCCACAGGCUUACAAUACCGGGGCAUCACGCCAUCACUCGCAUAUUCAUCUGGUCACGUUUCACGCGGCGAAGACCAGUUAUUGUCUGAGUUUUUGACGACAUGGACAUGGCAAGUUCUGCCCAAGAAGUAAAGACAGAGAGUGUGGUAGGGUUCCCCUUACUACCGCGAGAUGUGAAACGGCGAAUUUGGUCCCGAGUAGCUGGUCCUAGUGCGGGGGUGGACCUUGUAGGUACAAAAGUCUAAGUCCGUUGGGUGACAGCGACGGUUGUUUGGGAUAUACAUCUAUUUCGGUCGGGGCUAAGUACAUGACUUGGGGGCCAUGUCUAAACGUAUCCACGACGCAAACGAAUUACUCGAACAAGAAGUUGCAAAAGAUGAGAAUUUCAUGGAUAUUCCCUGCUCGAACGGGGGCCUCGGAACAGUUCAGAAAACUUAUUCUGAGAGCUAUGGCCCGGAUGGCAUCCCCAGAGCUUCUGGAAAACAUCCGCAAAGACCCACGAGUAAGAGCUCAGGCCCCAUCUCAUCUCAUCAUAUGCUGAGACAAGACCAAAUGUCCUGAGAGGAUUCUGAGGGAGAUGGAAGGGGCCUCAUCUCACCGGGGGUCUAACUCUGACACUCAAGUAAGAGUCUGCCCAGCCCAGCACAGGCACAACACCAGCACCGAAAGGCAUGAAAUUCAGCCUCUUGAGAUCCUGCGUUGAAUCCUUUUGGAUCUGUGCGGCAUUGUUUGAUGCUUGUGGUCCAAUCUUCUGACGCCGUUUCAACCAACUGUCACUGCCGCUAUGCUAUGCUCAACAAUGCCAUGCUACGUGGACCUGCUUCUGACCUCUGCUUUGGUCUACGGGACUCGGCAGCGGAUCGCCCGCGGCUUCAGCGAAUAUGCUAUUCAUGGAUAUGGCUUCCGCCUGUGCUGCAUGUUUCAUUCCAUGCAUGCUUGCUCGCCGGGCAUCAAAUUUACGCACAUGCCUUCGUUGUUGAGACCAACAAUCAUCAACCAACAUCAGGAUUUGGCAUGAAUUGACUCAUCACCGAGAUUUCACCCGACUGUUGGACAAAGUUUGCCUCAUCGGUGAAUGUGCUGGCACGAGACAUUACACAGGGAGGACCUGGGUUGAAAUGCGCAAUCUUUCCUGCGACUACCUGUCUGUAACCCACGGUCAGAGCCAUCAUGUCCGCUUCUCUCCGAUGAAGCAUCCUACGGCUGCUGUGCCAUGCUCGAAGCUCCUUUAACUGGCUGUCCUCUUGUCUUGGAGAUAUCCACGUCCGUCUUGGCAUGCUUAGUCGUCAUACCAGCCAGGGACUCACCCUCUUACAGAAACUCAUCCGGCGGACAUGACGUCGCGACAUCUCGGCAGCUGCCUCAUGCUGUGCUAUCUGCUUUUGUGUUCCUCCGCUUGUUGCCUUGCUAUGGGUUUCCGGUCAGUCAGCUCACUAGAUUAUGGUACGAUGGGAAACUCGACCUAUGCCUAUUGUUUGUGCUACGAAGGUGAGAAAGGCGGAUUGAGUUUGUGGAUUGUGAUAUGCCGUGUUGAGAGGUCAUUACGCGAGGUCAUCUGCCAAGGACAAGGAGAGUUAUGGCCGUCAGAUGAGUCUGCCUCUUGGUGCCUGUGAUCUUCUGGCCAGUUUCUGAAAGCUGUGAAGUGACGGAACCUCAUUGCUCGUAAUGUUGUUGCCUGUGAUUUUGACAAUGGUUUCUCCCCGAUGUCAGUUCAAAGACCACAAACAAGUGACCAUAAAUCAUAAUGGCAGAAUAACUCCAAUUACUCUCUUAAGUAAACCAACAUCAAGGGUCUUAUCGUCUUCGUAAUCGGACAAGCGAUUCUGGGCCUCACUUUUCGACACGGUUGAAGUAUAGGGUAGCUUGAGUUUGCAUUGAAGUCGAUGAACAUGAAAGCUGCUCCUGAGGUAAAAGCAUUAUAUGGUGCUAAUUUUAUAAGAACGAGAUGCUUCUGUAGUAGAUGGCUACUUUAUUAUUCAUAGAGCUGCUCCUAUUGUGUGAGUUUGUGUGGUUGUUGGUGAUGAGCUGUGGACUUGCUCCUGACAAUAGAUUUGAGUACUAGAGAUGAAAACAAGACAAAACAAAUACAAAAUAAGACAGAACAGAGAUGAAGCAAGGCUUUAAACAGCCAGGCAAUCACAUAUUUAUUUCUAAAGCGUCAUAAAUGCUGCAUCUUUCCAAGAUAUCUCACAAACAGCCCUCAUCUCUAUGUAAACAUCUCUCAUCGCCCAGCU